CCACCCACAUAGUAUAUGAUGUGGGUCAUCUGUUUUUUUUUUUUUUUUUUUUUUUAAUUUAAAUUAUAUAAAAUAAUACAAAACGGCAAAUUCUCAAAAGUUCAUGUUACGCACGCUUCCGGUCUCUCUGUCUCUUCAGUUUUAAUUUUCUCUCUCUCUCUCUCUGUCUGUCUCUCCCGCCAUGGCAAUGACGACCGUGAAGAUGCUCCACACAAAUCAUAAAAGACAUUCAUAUCAAUAAGGUAACGGCAUUAACUCCGUUUAUAUUUAUUUAGUUUUGGUGAUUAUUCGAAACGCCUUUUGAAAAUCCGAUAUUUGUUUGUCAUGAUUUAGAAGAAGAGAUUAACUCCAUUUUGUGCGUAUGUGAUUACAUUUGAGAGUUUCAUUUCGUUUGGGAUCCCUCUUUGAUGACCUUCGACGGUACAACGUGCUAAUUUACAUUUUUGAUGCUCUUUAUGUUUGGAACUUUGCUUCCAGGUUUGAUAAAAUUUUGGUAGCCUGGAUAGAGUUUUCUUUAAAGAUCACAGCUCGCACAAUGGGGAAGAACUUGCGUGAGAAAGUGACAUGCUCCCCAAUCCAAAACAACCAUCCUGGAUUCAUGUGGGGACUCUUUGACAUUCUUAAGCACAACCAUUGGCGUUACAUCAAGAAACGUCUUCCUCACAAACGACCCAUCGGUGGUAGACCAAGUGCUUCUGCUGGAACAAAAAACGAAGUAAAUAACACAAUUCCACCAGAUGGUAUGCCUAAAAGCAAGGUGGAAGAUAACACAAAUGUAGACUCUGGGAAAAGACCAAAGAAGCCUAGUUCUUCUGCAGUAAAGUCCAAAGAUUCUUCUAACUCAGGGGAGAAGCCAAAAAGGAAUCAUAGUUCAGAAGACAAGUCCAAGAAUCUCAACUCAGAGGAGAAGCGGAGAAGGAGACAUUCAGAGAUCAAAAAGUCUGUGAAAGCUUUGAUCAAGGCACUUGUAAUAGAAGACAAGUCCAAGAGGAAAGGCCGUCACCACAGAAGCUCCACUUAUCCUGUCCAAUCAGACCCAAAGGACAAGGAGUCAUUGAGUGAAGUAAGAGAAUCUUCUGACAAGGAUUCCUCAGACAAGAAGAUUGCCAUUUCACCCUCCAUUGGUUCUUUGAACCCUCUUUACCUCAUGUCCGAGGAAUCAAGCUACAGUGACAGCGAAGACUUCAAGUCAGAGAAAACCCCAGUUGAUGAAAGUGAUCAUUCCAAGAAGAAGAAGGAGGAAGCUUGGCCUGAUCCAAAGUUGAAUGAGGAUUGUGAUACAUCAUCAUCGCCUAGACAGACAAAAGCAUGUCUUGAUGCUCUCAAUCUGAUACACAUGAACAGAAACUUCUUGUUAAAAGUUCUGCAGGACCCUGCUGGUUCUCCACUAGCCAGGCAUUUCCAGAGAGAACAAUCUUUUAGCUCCAAGACCAUGACUAGAUCAGGAUCCUUUCCUACUCAUGAUCAUAGUAAUGUACCACCAACGUCUCCUUCCACAGCUGUAGAACACAGAGCAGUGGAGAAACUUGCUAAUGAAGAUUCAUCUGGUUACACGAGGAAGAGAGGAAAGAACCACCAAGUGGUGAUCAAACGUUUCAAGGAUCUAAGACAAAAGAUAAAGCAUGUCAUCAACGAGAACAAGAGCGAGAAGCACCGUAUCACUAUGGAUGCUGUCUUAGACAAAGUGCCUCGAAAGUACGGGUUCUCGAAAGAUUUGAGACAAGACAUCUUGUCUCACUGUUCUGCUACUAAGAAGGAAGGCGCAAAACCGAGGCAGAUAGGAAGAACAUCGUCGCUGUGUGGAUCGGUUGAUAGAUAUCUUCAGCUGUAUGAAAAGAGCUUCCAAAAGAGCAACAGUAUUUCAAAGUCUGAGGAACCGGCGUUGUCUUGUAAGAUAGUUCCUAAGAUCUUGGGAAGGAUUCUUUCAUUACCUGGAACUAAAUCUCCUUAUGCUUUGAAGACUGAGGACCUUCCUGGCCAUUUUGAAACUUCAAGUAGAUCAAUAGAGCAGGAACAAGAUGGUUUGGAUGACAUUUCAGAGAUCUCAGACGAUCAGUCUGAGUCUUCAGAACAUGAAAUGCCAGAGACUACAGAUGAUCUGUCUUCUGAUGAGACAGAACAAGACAGAGAAACCUCUACGGUUGAUGUUGAAACCGAAACAAAACCUUUGUAUGAAUCAUCAGGAGACUGUCCAACUUUUGAUGAAUCUCACAUCCCACGAGAUUUGAAGGUAGGGCACGAUCCGGAUACAGAGACUUGUGAAACAAGAAAACAGUUAGAAGGCAUAACAGCAGAAGCUAUAGACGAAUACCUCCAGAUAGAAGCACAAGAUAAAGGGAAGUUCAACUAUGUAAGAGACAUUCUCGAGAUCUCUGGUUUCAACGCACCAGAAUCUCUCUCAAUGUGGCAAUCAGAUUACCAGCCGCUAGAUCCAUUAGUCUACGAAGAAGUUGCCACAGCAGCAAUAGCAGGAUGUAUGAUCCAAGAUCCAGAAUGUUCAAGAAACUAUGAAGAAGAAGAAGAAAGUGGUGGUAACUGCAACCACUUGCUUCUCUUUGAUCUAAUCAACGAGGUACUAAUCGAAAUCUACGAAAGGUCUUACCAUUACUGUCCCAAGCAAUUGUCAACUUUAUGUAGAAUCCAUCCAAUGCCGGUGGGGUAUAGUGUUUUGAAAGAUGUUUGGGUUAGAAUAAACUUUUACUUGCGUUACAAGCCACACGACGAGGAGUCAUUUGAUGAGAUUAUGAGUAGGGAUUUGAGGAGAGAUGAUGGGUGGAUGGAUUUGCAGUUUGAGAGUGAGUGUGUUGGGAUUGAAGUUGAGGAUUUGAUCUUUGAGGAGCUUCUUGAGGAACUGCUUGGAUCCUGUUAAGAACUUGAAUCAUUUCUUUGGGUUGUUGUUGUUGAUGUUCUGUUGCUUGGAGUUUAAGAUACAUAAAAGAGAAAACAUGGUGUUUGUAUGCAAUUUUUAAAAUGCCCAAUCAAAUUGAUGUAGCUAAACUAAACAACUAAGCCCGUCUAGCUCAGUUGGUAGAGCGCAAGGCUCUUAACCUUGUGGUCGUGGGUUCGAGCCCCACGGUGGGCGUGAUUUUUUGUAGCUUUUUGGAAUAGUUCUAAUAAUUUUUACAAGGAAAUCAACAGCUUGUGAAUAUAUGUACUUUCCUUUAUCUGUUUCCUCCCUAAAUACAAAUAUUAUUCAUCUUAAUCUUUGCUAGUUUUUUUGCUACCGACUCAGAAGUCAGAACUGUAGUUCUAGUUUCAUUAUUAUAUGGUUUUCUUUAAGAGAACCACAAAAGAUUUGGUCAUAUGUCAAGAAAGGAAGACUUAAACUAGCAGAGAUUAGGUUAA
Messenger RNA from Brassica napus (rape), 3345 nucleotides. RefSeq names its product protein TRM32-like. The transcript is spliced from 4 exons. The record is from RefSeq and is a predicted model, not a curated record. NCBI's taxonomy places the organism in Eukaryota, Viridiplantae, Streptophyta, Magnoliopsida, Brassicales, Brassicaceae. The coding region runs from base 536 to 2869 and encodes 777 amino acids.